AUGGGGAGGGACGAUAUCACUAGCAUACCAGGAGGAGAUCAGGGAGCAGAGUGUGCCCUUUGGACUCUGAUUGUUGAGCCUCCUCAACUUAAGAGACAGACCCCUCUCACACCCACCGGAGAAGCAGCAGUCAGGAAGUGGAAGCAGCAGAACCAAGAAGCAGAACAUGAGACGACACUCCUUUUCCCUCAUCCCCUUUUAGGCAGCCAAGGGCAGUUUCCACUGACACAGAACGUCACGGUCAUUGAAGGCGGAACUGCAAUUUUGACCUGCAGGGUUGAUCACAAUGAUAACACCUCCCUCCAGUGGUCAAAUCCGGCUCAACAGACGCUGUACUUCGAUGACAAGAAAGCUUUAAGAGACAAUCGGAUCGAGCUAGUUCGAGCUUCCUGGCAUGAAUUGAGUAUCAGUGUCAGCGAUGUGUCUCUCUCAGAUGAAGGACAGUACACCUGUUCUCUAUUCACCAUGCCGGUCAAGACUUCCAAGGCCUAUCUCACUGUUCUGGGGGUUCCUGAGAAGCCUCAAAUUAGUGGGUUUUCAUCACCAGUCAUGGAAGGGGACCUGAUGCAACUGACUUGCAAAACCUCGGGCAGCAAACCUGCAGCUGACCUCAGAUGGUUUAAAGACGACAAAGAGAUUAAAGAUGUGAAAUAUUUAAAAGAAGAGGAUGCAAAUCGCAAGACGUUCACAGUCAGCAGCACACUAGACUUCCGAGUGGACCGCAGCGAUGAUGGAGUGGCCAUCGUCUGCAGAGUAGACCAUGAAUCCCUCAAUGCCACCCCUCAGGUAGCGAUGCAGGUGCUAGAAAUUCACUAUACACCAUCAGUUAAGAUUAUACCAUCCACUCCUUUUCCACAAGAAGGACAGCCUUUAAUUUUGACUUGUGAAUCCAAAGGAAAACCACUGCCAGAACCCGUUCUGUGGACAAAGGAUGGAGGAGAAUUACCAGACCCUGAUCGAAUGGUCGUGAGCGGGAGGGAGUUAAAUAUUCUCUUCUUGAACAAAACGGAUAACGGCACCUAUCGAUGUGAAGCCACAAACACCAUUGGCCAAAGCAGCGCAGAGUAUGUGCUCAUUGUACACGAUGUUCCCAACACUUUGCUUUCCACCACUCUCAUCCCCUCCCUUACCACUGCAACAGCCACCACCUCUGUAGCCAUAACAACCAGCCCCACCACCUCUGCAGCAUCCAGCAGCACAAGAGAUCCUAAUGCUCUGGCUGGCCAGACUGGCCCUGACCAUGCCCUUAUAGGAGGAAUAGUGGCGGUAGUUGUAUUUGUUACACUGUGUUCUAUAUUCCUGCUUGGUCGAUAUCUGGCAAGACAUAAAGGAACGUACUUAACAAAUGAAGCUAAAGGAGCUGAAGAUGCACCCGACGCUGACACAGCCAUUAUCAAUGCUGAAGGCAGCCAAGUGAAUGCUGAAGAGAAAAAAGAGUAUUUCAUUUAAACACGCCAAGAUCCUUUACUUACCAAGCUGGCUGCUGGAGAAAACUGGCUAUCAUCUUUCAGAAUUCAUUGCUACCAUCUCUUGCUACCUUUAUUAACUUCCAUACUGUACUGCUCUCAGUAGCCAGUGUAUGCCAACAAUCAACUGUCGAAAGCAUCAUUCUUUAAUUGCCGUACUAUCCAUAAUGCAGGACAUUUCUUACUGCUAAAUUUCACACCAUUGCUCUUUUAACAUACAGUGCUUGAAUAUACAGCCUUAACAAUGUUACUCAUCUUGUUGGGUCAUAAUAUUGAAUUGUUUCUAUACAUUGGAAAAAUGUAUGCAUUUUUUCCCCUUUCGUUCUCUCCCAUUUCCCCCCCGAAAAAAACAUAAACUUUAUUGGUUUUCCAUUGUCGGCUUUUACAAGAAACAAGAUUAAGUGAAGACCCAAUGUUCUUAAAUUAAUUGAAGACUCGAGAUUUAAAAACAAUGUUUUCUAUAUGCCUGUCUUCAGAGAAAGGAGCCUGUUGGCACAAUGGUUGAAGAACUUGGUUGCAAACCAAAAUUAAUUGGGGGUUCGGCUCCACCAGGGCUCUCUGAGAGAAAGACAUGGCAGUCUGCCUCCAUAAAGGUUUCCAGCCUUGGAAAGUCUGUGGGGCAGUUCUAUUCUGGCCUAUAAGAUAGAUGUGAUUCAAGGUCAGUUUACGGCAGAGAGUUUGGAUUUGAGUCUUCAAAGACAAACUUAUUGGAAAUGUCUGCCCUCGAAAACACUGGAGCAUAGUUUCUAGAAUGUUUCAGAUUAUAGUGGUAACUCGAUAUCUAUUUCCUAUUUUAAAAUCUAGUAUUUGAGACAGGAACUAUGCGUGUGGUUUGCAAUCAUAACAUCUUCUAUACUUAUAUAAAUCUUAACAUCAGGUUAAUGUAGCUUCAUUUACAAAUAAAUUUUUCCAAACAUUUUACUGCUUUGGGAAUCAAAAACAUUUCAUUCACUUUUUUUCUAAUUUGAUUCUGUAAUUUAUUUAUUCCAUAAAGACUUACUUGCCUACACAAUUUAAAGUAUCCAUAGGGCACAAUUUUGAGACAUUUUAGUAUCUGUAUAUAGUGCAUAUAAUAAAUCCAAUUAAACAUUAUUUGAUACAUAUUUAACUUUUUUGGCUGUAGGAAGUUCAAUCAUAAGUCAGCGUUUUAUAAUGUCCAUUAUAUCCCUUUAGAUAUUACUUAAACCAAUAUUAUAAGUAGAUAACAUGUAUUAGUAUUUUUGUCUGUAUGUCCUAGCACUGUUCAACAACUUUUUCUAGUUCUUGUUAAUUUUUAUUUGUUAUACAAUGGAAGCACAAUGUUAUAAGGAACGGUAAUUUUAAGCUAACAACCAGUGCACAGCCUCAGGUUUUAGAUUACAACCACAGUUGAAUAAUAACCUAAAAAUAAACUCUUAGUUUGCUAAAAAUUUACAAAUUUUAAUUUGGCAGUUCCAGAGCUGCUUACCUAUGUUGGUUUGCCAAAAAGACGUGUUGAAGAUAUGUUUUCUGUACAAAUGAACUAAUUCUUUAUAUUAAAUUCCUGUCUAUGCAUUUUGUGAGGUACAAACUUAUGACACAGUGAGUGAUAGAGAAUUUCUGCCAUGUUUUUAACGCCAAGGUGAAAGUCUCUUUCUCUGAAUUAUUUCUGAAAUUUUGGAGUAUUUAACCAUUAAGAAAUGCUGUAUUCCUAAGUAUGAAACAAAGUCAACCUAAAGACUUAUUAUUUCUCCUAGUAAAAUAAACUACUGCUAGAUCAAUUCUCAUGAAAUUUAUUAUAUACAAGCAAAAUUUAAAAUCUUGUUAGUAAAAGUAUUUUCACAUUUGCAAACAGUGCACCUUUAAGAAGAAAUCAAAUAUGACUCUUUGGGAGCUAUCUUGUGAUGUCGGAAAGCAUGACAGCCUUCGGUUUUCAAAAUAAUAUCUUGGAAUUUAUUUUGGGGGUAUGAGAAUGGUUGAGUAUGACAUCAUGUAUUAAUAUCAAAUGAAAGACAAGGGUGCUGUAUCUUAGAUUAUUUAUCAGCAAAGUAUAAAUCUUUUAAGGACAAUGUUAGAAUUUUAAAAUUGUUUUCUUUGUUUUGUUUUGUUCAAGCAUCUAUCUUGUUGAUUUCUUACAAUGAAAAAGGACGAUGUCAGUCAAGCAGCACUUUUUCAGAAUAUACAGAACAUAAAUAAUAUGAUGUGGUUGAGUGUUAACAUAAUAAAUCAUAUACAGUAUGACAUUUUAAGGAAAUAAGUCUGCAUUGAUGUGAUUGCAUGCUUGUUUUUACAGUUUACUCCAUACCAUCUGUGGAAAAAUGCAAUAAUAUGUUAAUAUAGUAUGGUAGUUUGAGAGAAUCAGGUAGGUGCUACUAGACACAUUGAAACUAGAAUAGGUUUAUAAACUGUUCAUAUCUUUCAAUGCAUAAUCUUUAGAAAGAGUCUACAAAGCAAAAUUCAUCCUGUUAGUAAAACUGGAAAGGUUCUUAUUACAGAAAUUCGUUAUAUCAACUGCAUCAUCAAUUACUAUUUAAGGCCUAAUUUCAGGAUGCACUUACAAAAUUGCUACACUCCAUAAUGCUGUGUUUACCUCCCUCUUCAUGUCGUCUAUAUUCUACUUGGCUCCAACUGCUAAACUGUUGCUUAAAUAAGUCAAUCAUUAUAACACUGUAAAGGUAGAAAUCCAAAAUUGGUGGGUUCAUUUCAAGAUUUUUGUUGUUGUUGUUCUUUUAGCCCUUUAGACUAAUAAAAAAAACUUAGAACUAAAUAGAUAUAUACAUAUAGAUGGUAUAGUAUAAUUGGCAGGCUCUAAUGAACUAUUUCAAUAUACUACGCAAAUUUGAAUUAGAUAUGACUUUAUGGUAUUUAAAACAAAACAAAUGAAAGAAGGUAGCAAUAAAAUUAGAUUUUAUCCUUUAAAAUAUUUCAUUGUCGCCAAACAAGAAAAUAAAUGGUAAAGACUCUGCUCAGUUCAAUUUCUGCAAGUCAUAAAAAACUAAUAAAAAUUUACAAUGUGAACUGUGUUAAUUACACUAUCUGAUCCGUGCAAAUGUCUAUGCACAUAGAGCCACAUUAUAUCUCUGCUAAGUGAACACAGUAGCUAUGGGACUCAAUGAAAGGAGUACGCACCCCUCUCCCUAGUAGAAUAUGGAGCAUUGUUUUUCAUCUCUAGUAGAAUAUGGAACAUUCUUCUUUAUCAAAAGUAGCUUGCUCUACCAGUGUACGCAGUAUAUGAUUUACAAUGUAAAUUGGCUGUUCUCCAUCAAGGAAAAAAAUGAAAACAACAUUCUUCUUUUCUUUUUUUUGUCAUUUUUGAGCGUCCUAGUAUAAUUGUCAGAAUUAGAAAGAAAAAGACCAGAUUAUGAGAGUAAGAACAAUGAAACAAAGCAUGAUCAAAUAUUGAUGGUGUGUAUGUGUGUGCAAGAGCGAGACUGAGAGAGAGUCAGUGAGAGAGACAGAGUUCAAAUUGUUUAUUUUUACCAGAGAAUCCAAGAAGCAGUUUAAGAAACCAAAUAUCAGAGUUUGACUUAGAAAUAAAUAAUCUCAUAGUGGUCCAAAAUGAUUAUUCUCACUUUAAAAUCCCACAAACUAUCAAAGAGAGAAAGAAAAGUAACUUUCCUAAAUAUGGCAAAGAAGCCAACACCUCAUUUAUUGUUUUCUUUGUAAAAAUAUAAAUAUUGCAAUUAUAAGAAAGGACAAACUCACUUGUAAUUAUGUACUCACUAUUGUAAUAGCAUUGAGUUUCCUAUACACACGUGUACAGCAGCUAUUUGACAGUGAUGGCUCUUCCAUGUAACAUAGCAGUUAUCGUGUAAUUUCGUGCCACUUAUUGCAAAGUGUUACCAAGGGGAACGUUUAAAUUUUACUUUUCCAUUUUCUUUGGACAUAAAGACAAAAUGGAUGAUAAAUACAGAAUUUCACGUUAAAUGUUUUAUGGUGGAGAAAACACAUAUCCUUGUAUCUGGCACUGCAGCUUUCCCUACAUAGUACUGCUUGGAGCCUCUGAAAUGGUCCAACAUUGUUGUCCUUUUCAAAUGGUAAUCUGUAAUGACUAUACCAAAAAAUAUUAAAAAGGGAAAAACAACCUCUGCUGAAAUAAAUGGAAAUCCUAAUGAUAAUUAUUAAUGAGUAAUGCUUUUUAUUAAGUGGCACAAAGUACACACUAAAAACUAUGCAAAAAUAUAGGUAACUACAGUGUACUUACAUGUAAGUAUCUUGUACUUGCUGUGUAUGGAUGUUGGAAACCCAUGUAAUUAUAAUAUGCAUUUUGAAUUCUGGGAAAGAGGAAAGCUUAGUGUAGAUAGAAGAAUUUGUUUUGAAAUAUACUCUGGCAAUAUUGAAAUUUACUCAGUGCAAUAUCAGCAAUUCUAUUGCUGGUAUAUUUCAUGCAAAGGGAUUUUAAAAAAUUCUCCAACAGGAUGUAAGAGGUUGCUAAUCACUUCCAACAUAGUAAAACAUUGAUUUAAAAUAUUGAUGACUCAAUUACAAGAAUAUGUGUAUAUAUAUAAUUUGAUUAAUACAUUAACAUUCUUUACUAGAGAGGAAAAGUAACUUGAGUUGUAAAAUUUAACUCAUAUAUAGUUGAAUUUGGAGUUCUUGGACUUUAUUUUAGCUUUACAAAAAUAGCAUUACUUUUAUUGUAAAUUUAAAUUUCUCCAACCAAAUUUUUCUUUAAGUAAGUUUUUAGGUUGUUUUUAUUUUUGGUCUGGUCCUUUCUUUAUUUCUUUCUCUAAUCUACCCCACGUAUACCCUUUGCACUUAUGCCCUUCCAAAGGCAAUGGAUUGAAGUAACAAGGUAAUAAAGAAAGCUUAAGGGGACAAGACAUAUUCUAAGCUCAUUUGAUUAGCAUUUUGUGUAUCAAGAUUAAUAAUAUUGAAUGCAAUAGUUAUUGGGUAUAGCUGGUGAAUUAUCUACCAUGCACACUUACAAUAAUCCUUCUACCUCUCACUUUUAACAUGGGCUAUGAUACUUCAAUAUAAAUAGAGGAAAUGAUUACCUACAAGAUAACCCAGGAAACACUCUUUUGGUUCUAUCAUAACAGUGCCCUUCUCAACCCCUGGGAAAUCUCAAAGUCACCUUCUUUUAAUGUAUUCAAUGGUGAAUGGGUCUGCAUUUAAAAUUUUCUUUCUUAUCAUUCAUUUUCCUAUAGGCAAAAUAAAAUACCUUUAUAAGGAUAGAUCUUCUCAUGCCUAUUUAAUCUUUCAAUGUAAUAUAGUAGUGUUAAUUAAAAAUAUUUCAUAUGGUGACACUUUGCAAAACAAUAUGAUAUGUUAUUUAAUUUAUAAAAUGUAACACUUUAUUAUAAAUUAAUGCUGCAAUUAUCGGUAAAAAUGUGUGUAGAAUCUAUUUCCCAAGAAGUGUGAUCUUUGUAGUAAAAAAUUUAAGUCUUUUAAAACGGCAUCGUCAUUGACAAAUAACUCCUGAAAAAUGCAAAUUAUUGGCACAAAUAUUCACUUUAUUUCAUAGGUUUAAACGUGAUAUGAAGUUUUCAAAUUAUGUAAUUUAAUAUCCUAAAAGGAAAUGCUAUCUUAAAAACAUUUUCCUCUAAGGAGAAAAAACAAAAAAAUAAAAGUUAUGAUGGUGAAUAUGUAAAACAUACUAAAGGAAAAUAUUUCUAUGUUAUGUGGUUAUGUUACAAAUAAUAUUUUGUCUAUAUUUACCGCCAUUUCCAUAUAUAUGCAUUUGUUACAAGAAAUGUAUGAUUAUUUAUGAGAGAAUGGGUCCAAAUGUGGAAGAAAAAUGACAAAAAUGAAGGUUAAAAACAAAAAAUAAAUGAUUUCCCCUAGCAAAUAUCUCUAUAAUUCAAAAGAAGAAAAGUUAAAGCUACCCGAAGACAAACCUCCCAGGGCUCAGCACUAAAGCACUUUUCCCAUACCCAGGGACAGAGCAGCAGCGAUGCCUACAUGGACUUUUCAGUGCAGUAUGAAAUACAUUACACUUCUCUUACACACAGUACUUUCAAACCUCAGAUGCUUGCUUUCUUCAAAUGCUUUUCCUUGUACAUGAUACUAGUAACACUUUUCUCUUUAUAUUUGCUGAUAGUGUAAGUUGUACGCAAUAAAAUAUUUGAGGGUUAAAAGCAGUCGUCACCAAUUGGUUGGGGGAAUAAAAACAACAAGCCUAUGAAAUGUAAAUUGAAUUGUUAUAUCUUUAUCCUUUUGGCUUUUAUCUGUGUUUCUAAUGUAUUGAAUAAUUCUCAUGAAAAGAAAGAAAAACAAUUUAGAAUUUGUCAAACCCAGUGCUCGUUCUCCUUAUUAAUGUAUAAAACAUUAAUAUCUUUACACAUUGAUUUAACUGUACCUGUUGUAUUCAUUGUAGAUUCAAUGAUGCAGUUAAGUAGUAAACCAAGGAUUUAUGGAUUUGGGAUUACUGACCUGUUUUCUUCACAUUUAGUUUACAUCAGUAUUUGCGAAUUGGCUGUUUAGCUUUUCAUUCAGCCAAAAAGUUCCCUCAAGAAAGCUCCAUUUUUAUCAUAAAUAUUUCAACAUAAACAACAUUGGAACAAGUCUGCUGUGUUAAAAAGAAUUUAAAGACUUAUCUCUGAAAAUGCUACCAAGAAAUGCAGGUGUUCCCAGUAAUGUAGCUUCAAAAAUAAAAUGCUCUAUUUAUAUAAUGUGGAAUUCAUAACUUUUGGAAGGGUAUAUUUAUGACAGCAUAAGUACAAAUUAUAUGCUGUAAAAAACAUCCACCAAAAAUAAGAAUAUUGCACAGAAGAUAGAUAUACACAAUUAUUGAAUCUACCUUUGUCAUUAAUAUUUUCAAAAAUGCAUAUUGUAAUUUUAGGUACAUGACACUUGCAUGUUGAUAUGCCUAUAUACUUACAAAGUAUUCAAUGUGUACUUCGUGGCGCUUAAAAUAUGUCAUGUACAACUCUUAUAAACAUUCUUACAGGGUUAUCAUUUGCAUAUCAUCUUUCAGCAAAGUCUUGUCAGGAAAAAAUUGUCUGAUACAUAUUGAAAAAAUAAAAUUUGAAUUUUAGUUAUCUAUUGGACAUUAAUGAAUUGUCUAUUCAUUUAGUUCAUUUUCUUAAGUUUGAAAACAGACACUGAAAGAUGGAACUUUCUUUUUCCUACUGGAUGGUUCUUAAAGCACUUCCAAAAUGAGAUUUCUUUAUGUCAAACAAUCUUUUGAAUACUUUUUAAAAACUGCAUACAUUAACCAUUUAGAAUUACUUAGUAGGACCAUUUCCCUUGUAAAUGUCCACACAGAAGUUUUCAAAAUUAAGUAACAAUAAAAUAAAUGUUAUUUGUACAUUUCAUCUUUAGUCCUUGAAAUAUAUGAACCUUGUAAUGUGUUAUCUAAGGGUAAAAGCAUUGCUGAUUUAACAGAAUUUACUUGAGAUUGAUAAAAUUUCAAAAUCUGUAAAGAUAAUUUCGCAUUGACUUAUGCAUGUUUUCUAAUGUUGGAGGGGAGCAGAAAAAAGAAAAAGGAACAAAACUCUAUACCUCCACCCACCAGCCCAUAGUCUAAUAAAUGUUAUAUAUUUCAACUACCUACGAGAAUGAAAUUCAUAAUAUAUACUUCCUAAACUUAUGAAAAUAAGGAUUUGAGAUAGGCUUUUAAAUUAAUGGAGGAUUUUCUUUGUGUCUUUGGAAGUUCACUAAUCAUAAAGUAUUUUAUAGUCCUAACCACAGAUUUUGUUAUGCAGGAUGAGCCAAAGGCUGUACAAGAAUUAGUGUCAUUUGGGUCGCUAUCUGUGUUAGACCAUGAAAUAUUCCAUUAAAAUUGAUCUGUAAAUACAA
This is a messenger RNA of Echinops telfairi (small Madagascar hedgehog), 9167 nucleotides long. RefSeq names its product cell adhesion molecule 2 (gene CADM2). The coding region runs from base 1 to 1449 and encodes 482 amino acids. Lineage: Eukaryota; Metazoa; Chordata; Mammalia; Afrosoricida; Tenrecidae. The transcript has 10 exons. The record is from RefSeq and is a predicted model, not a curated record.